GAGAGAGAGAGAGAGAGAGAGGUGAGGGAAAGAUUAAAAAGCAAGCGUUUUUCUGCCGCUGGCUGCGCCCGACACACUGCUCUGCUAGCAAAAGGACCAGUUUGUCAAAAUAACAUAAUGCCAGGCGGACCUCGUGGCUGACACCAGCGUUUAUCACGCUCCGUUGGAGCUGUGUCUGGGUCCAGCUGAGCUGAUUUGUUGUUGUUACUGUUUUGGGCCGUUUGUCUUUUUUCCUCCGGGCGGAAAAGAGAAAACUUUCAGAUCUGCGGUAUAUAUUUUCUACUUCUCCUCUCUCCCCCCCCACCCCCUCUCUCCUCUCUUCUCUUCUCUUUUCCUCCAGGGAGACCCUGUGAAGUGGGAGGAACAGCAGCUUACGCUGUAGGUGCUCUGAGUUCGCUAAGCAGUGCUUUCUCAGCAGAGCGUUCCUGUGCUCACAUGGGUGCAGGUGGAGUGUCAUGAGUCGGAUUGCAAUUGUAAAGUCAGGACAGAGGCACAGUCAAGUAGUGUGAAGUGUCAGCCUCUCUGCACCACUUUGAUCCACAUGCGCAUCCAGCGCAUCUCACAAGAACAGAGCCGACUCAACUCUUCACUCCUAGCCAGACACCAACACCUGGCCCACCUGAACCAGGACCUAGAACCCAGGACCACAGCCUCCUCUCCUCUCUCACCAAGCCGGGCACACCUCUCCUCCCUCCCAGGCUGUGAAGCCCUGCAGAGCCCCUCUGAGUCUGGAGGUCAUGUUGCUGACACCAGUCCUACUCCCCAAAGCUAAGGGUCCUGUAAUGCCUAUGCACCACCUCCUCUGACACCUCUUCCCUGUAAAACAGCCUCAUCAGCCAAUCAACACGCACCGCCUCCACCUCUCCACCCGCCCCCCUCCUCAGGAGGUCAUGCUGCACCCCGCCCAAACCCAACCUGAGUGCUCGUGACGGGAGGGGGGGAGGAGGGUAAAAAAGACGUCACAGGAGGGAAAAACAAAAACAAAAAGGGGUGACGUCACCGUGAAACCACCCCCAGGGAGGGAGGCAGGGAGCCAUCCAGGGGAAGGGGAAGGGGAGGGUGAGGCCUCGGCGGGCCCGGGAAGAUGCGUCCAUGGGCGGGCUCGUGGCGCUGGAUCACCCUGGUGCUGCUGGCCUGGGGCACGCUGCUCUUCUACAUCGGCGGGCACCUGGUGCGCGACAGCGAGCGCCCGGAACAUUCUAGCCGAGAGCUCUCCAAGAUCCUGGCCAAGCUGGAGCGUCUCAAGCAACAGAACGAAGACCUGCGACGCAUGGCUGAGUCGCUACGGAUCCCUGAAGGUCAUUCGGAGAGAGGGCCGGUGGCUGCAGAGAAGCUGCACUCCUUAGAGGAGCAGCUGAUCCGAGCCAAGGAGAAGAUCCACAGCUACCAGCAGCGCUCGGGAGACGUAGGUCCAGGUCAGGAGCACGAGGAGUUGCGGAGGAAGAUUGAGAAUGGCGUGCGGGAGCUCUGGUACUUUUUCCGCAGUGAGGUGAAGAAACUGGGUCACACUGAGGGGACCAUCCGCCACAGGCACACCGACAACCUGCUCCAGGACCUGGGCCACCAACAAAGGUCUAUUAUGUCGGACUUGUACUACCUCAGCCAAGCUGAUGGGGCGGGAGACUGGAGAGAGAAGGAGGCCAAAGACCUGUCUGACCUGGUGCAGAACAGAAUCACAUACCUACAGAACCCUCCGGACUGCAGUAAGGCCCGUAAGCUGGUGUGUAACAUCAACAAGGGCUGUGGCUACGGCUGCCAGCUGCACCACGUGGUCUACUGCUUCAUGAUCGCCUACGGCACGCAGCGCACGCUCAUCCUGGAGUCGCACAACUGGCGCUACGCCACCACUGGCUGGGAGAGCGUGUUCCAGCCCGUCAGCAACACCUGCACUGACCGCACCGGGGCCUCCACCGGACAGUGGUCAGGUGAGGCACAUGAUCGUGACAUCCAGGUGGUGGAGUUGCCCAUCGUGGACAGCCUCCACCCCCGCCCCCCUUACCUGCCCCUGGCCAUCCCUGAGGACCUGGCGGACCGGCUGCACCGUCUCCACGGCGACCCCUCUGUCUGGUGGGUGUCGCAGUUCGUCAAGUACCUGGUGCGCCAACAGGCCUGGCUGGAGAAGGAGAUCAGGGAGGCGUCCGUCAAGCUGGGCUUCAAGCAUCCCAUCAUCGGGAUCCAUGUGCGGCGAACUGAUAAGGUGGGCACGGAGGCGGCGUUCCACCCCAUCGAGGAGUACAUGGCGCAGGUGGAGGAGCAGUUCCAGCUGCUGGCCCGACGCCUCCACGUGGACAAGAAGCGCGUCUACCUGGCCACCGACGACCCCACACUCCUGCAGGAGGCCAAGGCCAAAUACCCAGACUAUGAGUUUAUCAGUGACAACGCCAUCUCUUGGUCGGCUGGCUUGCCCAACCGCUACACAGAGAACUCCCUCAGAGGCGUUAUCCUGGACAUCCACUUUCUGUCCCAGACGGACUUCCUGGUCUGCACCUUCUCAUCACAGGUGUGUCGCGUGGCGUACGAGAUCAUGCAGACUCUCCACCCGGACGCCUCCUCCUACUUCCGCUCGCUGGACGACAUCUACUACUUCGGCGGGCAGAACGCACACAACCAGGAGGCCGUCUACGCCCACCGGCCACGCGACGCCGAGGACAUCCCCCUGGAGCCCGGAGACCUGGUCGGUGUCGCCGGCAACCACUGGAACGGCUACUCCAAGGGCGUGAACCGCAAGCUUGGCCGCACCGGCCUGUACCCCUCCUACAAGGUCAAGGAGAAGGUGGAGACGGUCAAGUACCCCACGUACCCUGAGGCGGACAAGCUGCUGGCCUCAUAGAGAGACAGACAGGGAGAGAGAGAGAGAGAGAGGAGAGCGAAGAAAGAGAGUGUGAAAAAUAGGGAGAGAAGGACAAAAUGAAAAACUGCACAAACUGUUGCCACAGAUACAAACUGAGUUAGAAAAAUCUGGGAUGGAGCAGAUGAAUGAAUACUCCUGCCGUCCAGUUGUGUGGAUGGUGGAUGCGUGUGGGUGUGUGUUUGUGUUUGUGUUGUGUGUGUGUGUGUGUGUGUGUGUGUGUGUGUGUGUGUGUGUGUGUGUGUGUGUGUGUGUGUGUGUGUGUGUGUAAGGGUGGGUGUGUGUGCCUUUGCCUCUCUGUGGACGGGUGUGUGAAGACGUCAUUGACUGAAAUGGCGCACUGGGGAGCAGCAGCAAGUGGACACAUAUCCCAGUGUGCACUGCUUCAGCAGGUCAAACUGACACAUAUCCCAGUGUGCACUGCUUCAGCAGGUCAAACUGACACAUAUCCCAGUGUGCACUGCUAAAGGGGGUCAAACUCCUCAAUUAAUGACUUUAAUAUGGACUUUAUAAAACAACUGGAAGACAUAACCCGAAAAAGGACUUGAAGAAAAAGAACUGGAGAUGAAAAAAAACUGAAAGAACCUUUUCCCUUUGUUUUUAUGUUGACCUAAUUCAGUGGUUUGAGCUCUAUACUGGCCUUUCGUGACCUCUCUUUGUUCCCUGUGCAUUCGAAUGUACCACACUCUAUUGUCCUCUGCCUCUUUCUCUCUUGUCUUUCGCUUUCUUUCUCUCUUCCUUUUUGUUCUCUUUCUUUGUCUCUGUCUUCACCACUUCUAUCAUGACUGUGCCCUCUGUCUUUUGUCUUUUCACUCACCUGCUAUUAAGUUGUCUACACCAUUUUAUGCUUUGAAAAAGAAAGUGAUUUAUCGGUCUUGGAUCUCUCUGUGUGUGUGUGUGUGUGUGUCUGUGCCUGUGUGUGUGUAUGUGCUCUUGUUGAAGGUGCACCCUGUAAUGGUGCUUACUGACAGAAUUGUAAAUGGCUUUUUGAUUUCUUAGAAACUUGAUGAUGCACAUUGUAUGUGUGUGUGAGUGUGAGUGUAACAGUGAUACUGGGAAACCCCUUGGAAAAAGCCCCAAAUACCCCCCC
Clupea harengus (Atlantic herring) is the source of this 3938-nucleotide messenger RNA. It is a transcript of the gene fut8b, whose product is annotated as fucosyltransferase 8b (alpha (1,6) fucosyltransferase). The record is from RefSeq and is a predicted model, not a curated record. Gene Ontology annotation, cellular component: Golgi cisterna membrane. Lineage: Eukaryota; Metazoa; Chordata; Actinopteri; Clupeiformes; Clupeidae. Gene Ontology annotation, molecular function: glycoprotein 6-alpha-L-fucosyltransferase activity; protein binding. Gene Ontology annotation, biological process: protein N-linked glycosylation.